AUGGAGAGUGCGUCGAUGGGGCCUGCGAUGGGGCCUUAUGAUGGGUCGCUUACCUCGACCCGACUAAUGAAUUCCCUGAAGAAUAGUGGUGCUAGCCCUGUGAAGACUGAAGAGCCUUCUAGCCUCAACGGCCUGUUGCUCAAGUACCUGCCACUGUGGUACAGACUGACGCCUGCGCCAUGUACUACUCUCGAGUCUCGAGUCUUGAGCCGAGUCUCGCCAACAGCCCUCCACCUGUGCUACCGCCGCAAUAUUGAAUCAAACCCUGCUACUUACUACCUCGCGUCCGAGGGUGGUGCAAGUGUCCUACCCGCGCUGUCGUGA
Messenger RNA from Clonostachys byssicola, 324 nucleotides. NCBI's taxonomy places the organism in Eukaryota, Fungi, Ascomycota, Sordariomycetes, Hypocreales, Bionectriaceae. The record is from the annotation of a GenBank genome assembly.